This is a messenger RNA of Octopus sinensis (East Asian common octopus), 633 nucleotides long. RefSeq lists its product as uncharacterized. Bases 172 to 633 code for a protein of 153 amino acids. The record is from RefSeq and is a predicted model, not a curated record. The transcript is spliced from 3 exons. Lineage: Eukaryota; Metazoa; Mollusca; Cephalopoda; Octopoda; Octopodidae.
GGCUUAAAUUUAACAAUGUGUUGGAGUACCUUUAAAAGAUGGGAUGAUCAUGGGUGGAAUGUGCCAGUGUAUCAGAAAAUAAUAUAAUGGUGGGCAACAAACUUAAACAAAUGUUAUGAUACUAGAUGUACCCACUAUGACCCAUUGGCCCACAACCACUUCAAGUUGAAAAUGUUGAUGCAAAGCAGGAAAGCAUUUGCUGAGGACAUUUUAGCCCUUGGAGAAGGCAAGGUCCCUAGGAAUGACAGGGGCGACAUAUCCAUCUAUGAACUGUGCAACACCAUGGACAACCCUUCCGAUCUUUUGGAAACAGAGUUCCCCAAUCUGGAAAGUAAUUAUGCAGACAUCAAUUGGUUCAGUGAAAGAGCUAUCCUGGCCUCCAAAAAUGUAGCUGUCAGGGCUAUCAACGACCAGCUCAUAAGCCGAAUUCCAGGUGAGGAGCGUAUCUACAAAUCGAUUGACUGGACCUCUGACCCCCAAGACAUUGUCAAUUACCCUAUCAAGUUUCUCAACUCAUUGGAACCAGCAGGGCUUCCACAUCACAUUCUUAGGCUAAGGAAUUUAUUUUGUUCCCCUACAAAAGACCAGCUUGGUACUUUGGCUCAUUGCAAAGCAUUGAAAGAGGCUUACUGA